This is a messenger RNA of Ananas comosus (pineapple), 2195 nucleotides long. RefSeq names its product tRNA threonylcarbamoyladenosine dehydratase. Gene Ontology annotation, biological process: cyclic threonylcarbamoyladenosine biosynthetic process. The transcript has 12 exons. Gene Ontology annotation, molecular function: tRNA threonylcarbamoyladenosine dehydratase activity; ubiquitin-like modifier activating enzyme activity. The record is from RefSeq and is a predicted model, not a curated record. Gene Ontology annotation, cellular component: plastid. Bases 469 to 1749 code for a protein of 426 amino acids. Lineage: Eukaryota; Viridiplantae; Streptophyta; Magnoliopsida; Poales; Bromeliaceae.
UCUUCUUCCUCCAAAUCUCUUCGUCUAGGGUUUAUCCUCUCUCGCCUCCGAGAUCCAACUGGGAGAUGGGAGAGAGGUCGAAGCAGUGGAUAUUGAUCGGGACCGGAGCUCUCUUCGGCUCCCUCUCCACCAUCGCUCUCCUCAAGUUCUUCUCCAGCUUGGGCCUUUAUGGUUCAGGGGUUUAGGGCUUGGUAUCGUUGUUGCGUGGAGGUUCUUAUGACUUGAUUCGUGUUCGCAGAUACGCAUCGAGGCUACGAAUAAAAUCUGUAGAUGAUGGGUUUGCAGCGGAUGAUGAUAUGAAUGGUUGGUCUUUUUCUCCGUUAAUUGCGUUUAUCAACGCGUGCGAAUCUUGAUGCUAUUUCCGAGGACAAUCUUAUGUUUAAACACGUCUUUUCGCUUUAGGGUUUGAUUUCCUCAUUUGAUGCAUUUAACGUCUUGUAAUGCUCUCAAAGUUAUUAGGCGUUUCAGAUGCACACUUAUCCACGCAUCAUUAGCCUAGAGCUAAAUGUCUCAGUUGGUAGAGGCAGAAAAAGACUCAAGGAUCUUCGGGAUGGUUUGGCUGGUUCAGAUCUUUUGACAGAUGAGGUGGUCUCUGAACAACUUACAAGGAAUAUUCAAUUUUUUGGCAUGGAAUCUCAAAAAAAAGUGACUGAAUCAUUUGUUGUAGUCAUUGGCCUUGGCGGAGUUGGUAGUCAUGCCGCCUCUAUGCUUUUAAGAUCUGGAGUUGGAAGGCUUCUGCUUGUGGAUUUUGAUCAGGUAUCGCUCUCAUCGCUAAAUCGACAUGCUGUGGCUACUAGAGAGGAUGUUGGGAUUCCAAAAGCUAUUUGUCUACAGAAGCACUUUUCAGCAAUAUAUCCAGAAUGCCAAAUAGAAGCGAAAGUGCAGUUGUAUGACGCAUCAUCUGAGGAAGAAAUUCUAUCUGGAAAUCCUGAUUUUGUUCUUGAUUGCAUUGAUAAUAUCGACACCAAGGUGGCACUUCUUGCUGCAUGCGUGCGUAGAGGCUUAAGGGUGCUUUCUGCCACGGGGGCUGGUGCAAGAGCUGAUCCGACUCGAAUUCGUAUUGCAGAUUUGCAGGAAUCUAGCAAUGACCCUCUCUCUCGGGCUGUGAGAUAUCGUCUGAGAAAAGACUAUGGAAUUGACGGCGGAAUACCAGUAGUUUUUUCUUUGGAGAAGCCCAAGGUGAAGCUACUUCCCUUUAAAAUUUCUGCCGCUGAGGAAGAGAACCCAUUGGAUUAUCAGAUCGUGCCAGGUUUUAGGGUUCGCAUUAUUCCAGUGUUGGGAACCAUCCCUGCAAUUUUUGGACAAGUGAUGGCUUCCUAUGUGGUCACAAGACUCGCAGGGUUCUCUGUUCAAACUGAACCAGUGGUUAAUUUGGAUUUGGACCACUAUCGCAUUCUUCAUCAGCGUCUACUUGAGCAUGAGGAGCUAAUAUACGGCUCAGCAGGUCAAGUUCUGGUAGACAUUGAAGAAAUUAUGUAUGUUGUUAAAGAAUUGUGGCAUGGUCGAAGUGCAAGAGAUCAAAGCCAGAAGGGCAUUGGCCGCAAAAUGUGGCGAUCCGUCAAUGAGUUGAUGCUUGUAAGAUGGGACAAAUCAAAACCUGCUACGGUUUCAAAUUUGAUACUUCUUAAAUUUAUUGAGGCCGAGCAACAUGAAUCAACUACAAUCGACCGCAUAAGGGAAGAGGAACCUGAAUUUUACUCUUUGGUGACCCGUGUACUGAGGCGGGCUGAAAUGGAUUUUGCAUUAUGAAGUCCUAUUUGGUGCUACAAGCUUAUACUACCCACUCGGCUAUACAAUUUGGUGUAUCUGGUACCUCGGAUUGCUUAUUUUCCAGAGAUGAGGAAUCUAUUUUGAGCAGUCCAAGAUACGUUACUGUUUUUUUUCUCCGUGAAGGAAUCAGUCAAAUGAGCAGCCGAGAGCCCCUAACUUGUGGUGGGCAAUGGUGGUGAGCGAGAUAUAUUUGUUGGCAAUCUGAAUCUUUGAACACCGACAACAGUCUCGCAAAUGGUAAUCACACUCUUAGAUACACGGUUUCUCCUAUAUUUACAUGUGUAAUCUAUUUCUUGGACUUCAGAAAUCCAUUUUUUCUUACUGUUUCUGUAUUAGCAAGGCAUGAAUACUUUGUGAAAUGUGAUUUACUCUAGAGAAACUGUAAUAGCUCUAUCAUUAUUAAGGUAUGCAAAUUUUUCUCGCUA